AUGGGGUUCCUCACAUUUCUGAUAUUGCCGUUGCUCCUCCUGGGAAUCAGCGGAAUUAUCUAUAUAUACCGGGAGGUUGUGCGGCUGAUGUCGCGGUCAGCAUUGAAGAAUAAAGUGGUUGUCAUUACGGAUGCCAUAUCAGGACUGGGGAAAGAAUGCUCCAGGGUGUUCCAUGCAGCUGGGGCCCGGCUGGUCCUCUGUGGGAAAACAUGGGAGAAGCUGGAAGCAUUGCAUGAUGCCUUGAUAAGUGUCGCUGAUCCGAGUGUGACCUUCACGCCCAAGCUGGUUCUCCUGGACAUUAGUGAGGUCGAUGAAAUCGAGGCGAUCGGUAAGGAGAUUCUGGACUGUUAUGGCUGUGUAGACGUAUUAAUCAAUAAUGCCAGUAUGAAGAUCAAGGGGCCGGCGCAGAGUGUGACGUUGGAGCUGGACAAGAAAAUCAUGGAUGCCAAUUAUUUCGGCCCCAUCACCUUAAUCAAAGCAAUUCUGCCACAUAUGAUUUCCAGAAGAACCGGUCAGAUUGUCCUAGUGAACAAUAUACAGGGGAAACUGGGAGUUCCAUUCCGGGCCGCAUAUGCCGCUUCUAAGCACGCAAUCCAAGGAUUCUUUGACUGUCUCCGUGCAGAAGUGGAAGAGUUCGAUGUGUUUGUCAGCACUGUGAGCCCCACCUUCAUCCGCUCGUACCACGUCCAGCCAGAGCCUGGGAACUGGGAGGCCUCCAUUUGGAAAUUCUUUUUCAGAAAGCUCUCCUAUGGCGUGCACCCCGUGGAAGUGGCGGAGGAAGUUUUGCGCACGGUUAGCAGGCGGAAACAGGAAGUCUUCAUGCCAAUCCCAUCCCCAAAGCCGCCAUUUAUGUCCGAACCUUCCUGCCGGAACUAUUUUUCGCCGUGGUCGCCACCGGUGUGAAAGAGAAACAUUUCCUGGAGGAGGAGAAAUGA
This is a messenger RNA of Staurois parvus, 935 nucleotides long. The record is from the annotation of a GenBank genome assembly. NCBI's taxonomy places the organism in Eukaryota, Metazoa, Chordata, Amphibia, Anura, Ranidae.